Theileria equi strain WA is the source of this 3306-nucleotide messenger RNA. Its product is annotated as leucyl-tRNA synthetase, putative. The coding region runs from base 1 to 3306 and encodes 1101 amino acids. The transcript has 8 exons. Gene Ontology annotation, molecular function: ATP binding; aminoacyl-tRNA deacylase activity; leucine-tRNA ligase activity. The record is from RefSeq and is a predicted model, not a curated record. NCBI's taxonomy places the organism in Eukaryota, Apicomplexa, Aconoidasida, Piroplasmida, Theileriidae. Gene Ontology annotation, biological process: leucyl-tRNA aminoacylation.
AUGUCAAAGAGGGCACAAUUACUUGAAAAUGAAGCGGCAAUACGUUCCCUAUGGCAAGAUACACAGGUUUACGAAUCAAACGUGCCGUCAAGCCAUUCUAGGGAAAAGUACUUUUGUACCUUUCCAUUUCCAUAUAUGAAUGGAAGGUUGCAUAUAGGCCAUGCAUUUAGCGCCCUAAAGUCAGAGUUUCAGGCGAGAUUUCAGAGAACGCAGGGGAAAGCCGUGCUUUGGCCCUUUGGGCUACACUGCACAGGUAUGCCUAUAAUGGCUUGUGCAGAUAAAAUCAAACUAGAACUGCAAGAGGCCCAUAAUGACCAACGCGAUAACCCAGUAACCUUGAAUGUCGACGAAGAUAACCAGAAAGAACACGACAUAGAUUCAAAGGAUUUUACAAAGUUUACAUCGGCUAAAUCCAAGUUAUCUGCCAAAUCCAACAAGCAAAUGACUCAAAUGGAAAUAAUGAAACAUAUGGGAAUAAGUGAUGAGGAAAUUCCUAAAUUUGCGAAUCCAGAUCAUUGGCUAACAUACUUUUCUCCAUUAGCCAUCCAAGAUAUGAAGAUGCUUGGUGUAUCAGUUGAUUGGAGAAGAUCAUUUAUUACUACAAAUAGGAAUCCGUACUACAAUGCAUUUGUUGAGUGGCAAUUUAAUAGAUUGAAGAAGUUAAAUGCACUAUUGUAUGGAUCUAGACCAUCCAUUCUCAGUAGAUUAGUCAUGCAGCCAUGUGCGGAUCAUGAUAGAUCUGAGGGAGAAGGAGCAGUAUCUCAGGAAUACACCGUAAUAAAGAUGAAGUUGAGUUCUUUGGAACACUCCCCUGCAAAUUUCUUGUGGAAGGAUUAUGCAAGCUACAAGGAUAUAUUAUCAACGAAAAGUGUGUAUCUACUGGCAGCAACUUUAAGACCAGAAACCCUAUAUGGACAAACCAAUCUUUUUGUAGUACCUGUAGGAGAGUAUGGAGCUUAUCUUGGAUACAAUAAUCCAAGCCUGGAGUUUAAUUCGUUUGGAGUUGUGGAAAAUAUGGCUACUAUUGAAGAAGCAGUCAAAUCAUGUGAUUGUAUUUAUAUAACUUCUGAAAGAUCCGCCUAUAAUAUGGCUCAUCAAGGAAUUACACUUUUAAACUCCGAAUCUGGUACACUUGAGAAUUUGCAUUGCAUAGCAAAAUAUAAUGGUAAAGAUUUGAUAGGAGCAUCUGUAAUAGCGCCACUGAGUAUAUACGGAACUGUUUAUGUUGUUCCCAUGGUUACUGCCUCUAUGCUUAAGGGAACUGGAAUUGUAGCAUGUGUUCCAAGUGAUUCUCCGGAUGAUUAUAUAACAAUUUUCGAGAUGAGAAAGAAGAAGGAGUAUUUUAAAGACAACUAUAAUGUGAAUGCAGAAUAUUGUGCUCUUGAUCCGGUUCCAAUAAUCGAUAUUCCUGAGAUCGGUACAUGUGGAGCUAUGAAACUUUGUGAAGAAGAAAAAAUCGUCUCUAGCAAAGAAUCACAAAAACUGGAAAAAUGCAAAGAAAUACUAUAUAAGAAGGGAUUCUAUAACGGAAUCAUGAAUAUAGGUCCUCAUAAGGGUUCUAAGGUUUCAGAUGUAAAAGAUAAAAUUCGAAGUGAGAUGAUAAAACAAUCAGAUGCCUUCAUAUACUAUGAACCUACAAAGCGUGUCGUUUCUAGAUCGGGUGAUGUCUGUGUAGUUGGUAUUUGUAAUCAAUGGUACACAAAAUUUGGUGAUGCAGACUGGAAAGGGUCAGUUACAUCCCACGUUGCAGAUCCUUCUAAAUUUACUUGUUAUUCUGAGUCCACCUUAAACCAAGUUAAGCACGUUGUUCAGUGGUUAGAUAACUGGGCGUGUAGUCGAUCUUAUGGUCUGGGGACAGUUCUGCCAUGGGAGGAUAUCAAAAAGAACAAAAAUUCAUUGAUUGAAAGUCUUUCUGAUAGUACUAUAUAUAUGGCUUACUACACUAUUUCUCAUUAUCUUCAGGGUGACAUUUUUGGAAGCAGCUGUGGAUCAUUAGGAAUUGACGCCAAGGAGUUAAACGAUGAUGUAUUCGAUUAUAUAUUCCGCAUUACUGAUUCUCUACCAUGUGAAUAUUCUUGUAAUAACGAUUUUCUAUCGAAAUUAGAGUUAAUGAGGAAUGACUUUUCUUACUGGUAUCCGGUAGAUCUUCGAUCUUCUGGAAAAGACCUAAUAUUUAAUCAUUUAACAAUGAGUCUCUUCAUACAUGACGCAGUUUGGAAGGAUGUUAAGGAUUUUGAAGCUAUGCCUAAGUCAUAUUACUGCAAUGGUCACAUUCUUGUAGAUUCUGAGAAGAUGUCCAAAUCAAAAGGAAAUUUCCUAACGCUAGAGGAUGCAAUAAAAACUUAUACAUCUGAUGGAACAAGAAUUGCUCUUGCUGAUGCUGGUGAUAGCUUGGAUGAUGCAAAUUUUUCCAAAGAAACAGCAGAAGCAGCGGUUCUCAAACUUCACUCCGUAUUAUUGGCUGCACAAUCUGAUAUUUCUCAAGUUGGCUCGAAUUCAAGUGAUAUUAGUGACAUGGCCAAAUUUGCUGGAGAAAUUUUUGAAAAUGAAAUCAAAGUUUUGGCAGACAAGGCGAAAUUUGCUUACGAGAAUUUUAUUUAUAGAGAUGCACUAAAGGCAUGCUUUUAUGACUUUAUUACUUUGAGACAGAAUUACAUACAACUCUCCAGAAACGAGUUUGACUACAAAUUACUAAAGUUUUACCAUGAGAUAUUUUGCAAAAUUGCUAGCCCAAUUAUACCGCAUAUUUGUGAAUACAUAUGGGUUUAUCUUUUAAAAAAUGAAACAAAACUUUCGAAUGAAUUAUGGCCGACAUUCACUUCCGGUAUAGAUUGGAAUCUGCACAGGAAAAUAAAAUUACUUUAUAAAAACUUGGAAGAAUUCAGAAAAUGUAAAGAGAAGUCUCAGGCUUUGGAUAAAAAGCAUUCCAGAAGUAGAAAGUACACUGGCGCUGUGAUUUACGUUGCUAGGGAAUACCCUGUGUUAAAUCAAGAGGUGCUUAAGCUCUUGCAGCGUAUGGGUGUAGGAGAAAAGGACAUUCCAGAAAAGGAAAUGAUAAAGGAAAUGUGCACAUCAGAAUUAGUAAAAAACGCUUCUGUAAAGGAUAAAAAGACGAUUCUAGCGUUUGCAAGCUUCCAGGGUAAGGAAGCUGCUACCGUAGGAUCUAGCGCAUUGCUACUACAACUUCCUUAUUCUGAACUAGAUCUCUACAAAUUAAUUUCACCUUAUAUCGUACAAACGUUGGAUGUGUCAGGUAAAGUCACCACUAAUAACAGCAUACUAUACAGAUGUACACAUAAUGGAUAA